GUUUAUAAUGCUUAUAAUACAUGUCAUGUAUAAGCAUGUCAAGUGCCAGCAAAUGCAACAAAAAAUGAGAAUAGCGCCUAUCCACCAAGGCUACCAUCUCUAUCUCCUCCUUGCUUUUAUUGGCUCCAUAGCUCAAGUUCAAGCCGCCACAACAGGGAAUGUGACUGUCACACUCUCCCGGAAUAGUUUUCCGGAUGGUUUUAUAUUCGGAACGGCAUCAUCAGCUUACCAAUAUGAAGGUGCAGCUAAUGAAGGGGGCAGAGGACCAAGUAACUGGGACACUUUCACUCACCAACAUCCAGAGAAGAUAGCUGAUGGUAGUAAUGGCGAUGUAGCUACCGAUUCAUAUCAUCGGUACAAGGAAGAUGUUGCAAUUAUGAGAGAAAUGGGUCUAGAUGCUUACAGAUUCUCAAUCUCAUGGUCCAGAGUUUUGCCAAAUGGAAAACUAAGUGGGGGUGUGAACCAGGAAGGAAUCAAGUACUACAACAACCUCAUCAACGAACUCCUAGCCAACGGCAUACAGCCUUUUGUUACUAUCUUCCACUGGGAUGUUCCCCAAGCCUUAGAAGAUGAAUAUGGUGGUUUCUUGAGUCCUAAGAUCGUGGAUGAUUUUAGAGACUAUGCAGAGGUUUGCUUCUGGGAAUUUGGUGACAGAGUGAAUCAUUGGAUCACCCUCAAUGAGCCCUGGACCUUUAGCGCUUGGGGAUACUCUAACGGAGCUUGGGCACCAGGUCGUUGCUCCGAUUGGCAGCAACUGAAUUGCACUGGUGGAGAUUCAGGAACAGAGCCGUAUCUGGUGAUCCACCACCAGCUUCUUGCUCAUGCAGCUGCUGUAAACCUGUACAGGCAAAAAUAUCAGAAAGAACAAAAGGGUCUGAUAGGGAUCACCCUGAUAUCACAUUGGAUGGUUCCAUUAUCGAAUUCAACGCAACACAAGAAUGCCGCAAAAAGAGCACUUGAUUUUAUGUUGGGAUGGUGCAUGGACCCCAUAACAAAAGGGCAAUAUCCCAAGAACAUGCAAGCACUUGUUGGAAGGCGUUUACCAAAAUUCUCCAAAGAUGAAUCAGAGAUGCUUAAAGGGUCGUUUGAUUUCGUGGGGUUAAACUACUAUACUUCCAAUUAUGCAGCCGAUGCACCUAGGCUUAAAAAUGGAAGGAAGAGCUACUUAACAGAUUCUCUUGCUGAUCUUACAACUGAGAAGCAGGGGAUCCCAAUUGGUCCACAGGCUGGUUCAAAUUGGCUUUUUGUGUAUCCUAGAGGAUUUGAAGAUCUUUUGCUUUACACAAAAAGGAAGUACAACAAUCCACUUAUUUAUAUCACUGAGAAUGGAGUUAGGAAGCAUGGUGGUUCCAUGCAAAGUUUCAAUUUUGGUGCAAAGGGUGGGUUUAGAUAUAUUCACUUAAAGGGAAGGAGAGAGUUAUAUUUAUGCCAAUCUGCUAAGGGUAAACUAGAAAGCUGGAAAUUUAGAUCUUGAUGUUUACAGAUGUGAUGCCCCUGUACUGUCAGUUGAUUUUCUGCGCCUUAGUGACUUGGAUGCUCUCUAGGAGGUCCAAUGUAAAGUCUUGAUUGUAGGUUUGAACAGAUAGCCAUCAUUCAUUAUAUUGCUCAUUGACAAUGAUUAAAUGUUUUCACCUUACAAAAGAAAAACACCUUUCUUUGACCAUAUUGUAGGGAUUGAUGAGAUUAAUGAUGCCACAUUAUCACUAGAGGAAGCACUUGUUGACAGCAAUAGGGUUAACUACUUCCAUCAGCAUCUUUCUUUCCUUCAAAAUGCCAUAAAGGGUGGUGUCAAUGUCAAGGGCUACUUUGCAUGGUCAUUAUUGGACAACUUUGAAUGGGGUAAUGGUUAUACCGUACGAUUUGGUUUACACUAUGUAGAUUACAAAGAUGGAUUGAAAAGACACCCUAAACUUUCGGCACACUGGUUCAAGAAUUUCCUGAGAAGAGAUAAGGUGGCUUCUGUGUCUAUUCUGUAGCAGAAAACGAAAGACAACCCUAUGUAUUUAUUUUCUUUUAUGAAUAGAAACCCAAGAUAAUAUAUUCUAUGUAUGCUCUCUCUAUAAAUAAUGUCAAUGUCAUCAACAUAUGUGAACCAGCAUGUGUAUCUUUGUAUAAUUGUUAAUAAGUAUCAAAAUUUUUA
Messenger RNA from Rubroshorea leprosula, 2140 nucleotides. Lineage: Eukaryota; Viridiplantae; Streptophyta; Magnoliopsida; Malvales; Dipterocarpaceae. The record is from the annotation of a GenBank genome assembly.